Messenger RNA from Solenopsis invicta (red fire ant), 1687 nucleotides. It is a transcript of the gene Nthl1, whose product is annotated as endonuclease III-like protein 1. Gene Ontology annotation, molecular function: DNA binding; oxidized pyrimidine nucleobase lesion DNA N-glycosylase activity; DNA-(apurinic or apyrimidinic site) endonuclease activity. The transcript has 3 exons. The record is from RefSeq and is a predicted model, not a curated record. Gene Ontology annotation, cellular component: nucleus. Gene Ontology annotation, biological process: nucleotide-excision repair; base-excision repair, AP site formation; base-excision repair. Bases 424 to 1467 code for a protein of 347 amino acids. Lineage: Eukaryota; Metazoa; Arthropoda; Insecta; Hymenoptera; Formicidae.
GCGUUAUAGGAAAAAGGCCGCCGUGGCCGCUCUUAGGUUCCUCUCUGCUUAUAGCGUUUUUUACUGAGAAAAUUAGUGCGCACUAAGUGUGCACUCGCCGCUGGCAAUUGGACGUUUCAGUUCGCGUGACGACGGUGCCAACGGAAACGCCCAAUUAUCUGCAGCAAAUGUACACGUGCGCACUAAUUUUCCCAAUGAAAAACGCUAUUAUUAUAAACCUAACCUAACUUGAACUAUUUAACGCGAGCGCGAAUGGUUAUGUCAAUUUCGAAUGGCGCAGGUGAUACAACGUGGUACUUUGUCUUCUUGGGAGACGGAUAUCUAAAGGCUUAAAGUGAAGAAGGUGAUACGAUAGUUCUUCUCGUUACUUGUGGGAAUUAAUUUGCCGUAUCGACACCAUCGUGACGUGUCUUUGUUGAUAAAAUGAGCAAACGUUUGAAGCUAGCUGGUCUCUCUGCAUCUGCAUCAAGGACUUUACGUUCGAAUAAAACUUUAGCUGACGCAGACUCUUCAGAGAAAACGUCGCCCUAUUUUGCCAACGAGAAGAGAUCGGCGAGAACCGGCGCCAAAAAACGUGCAUCAGUUAAGAUCAAGCAUGAAGCGACAGAUGAGACAAACGUCAAAGAUACGAAUAUGACGCCAGUCGUAGUAAAAAGCGAAGGCAUGGAAGUGUCGACAGACGUAAAAGAAGUCAAAGUCGAAGAACUUGAGAUAAAAAAUGAAAAUGUGGAACAAUCGACAGAUCUGAAAAACGACAAGGACGAGAAGCAAUGGAUGCCGCGAAACUGGGAGACCAUUCUUGAAAACAUUAAAGAGAUGAGAAAGCAUGAAACAGCUCCAGUUGACACGAUGGGCUGCCACAAGUGCACGGACCCUAACGCCAGUCCUAUAGUGUCCAGAUAUCAGUCGUUAGUGGCUCUGAUGCUGAGUAGCCAAACAAAGGAUCAGGUCACACACGCCGCUAUGCAGCGACUGAACAUUUAUGGUUGUAAACCAGAUAUAUUGGCAGCUACCCCAGAUGAUGUUCUGGGCAAACUUAUAUACCCAGUUGGAUUUUGGAAAAAGAAGGUAGAAUAUAUAAAAAGGACAUCAGUAAUCCUCCUAGAUAAAUAUGGUGGGGACAUACCAAAAACAGUAAAGGAAUUGUGUGAAUUGCCAGGUGUAGGUCCCAAAAUGGCUCACUUAUGUAUGCGUGUUGCUUGGGGAGAGGUAUCUGGCAUCGGCGUAGAUACGCAUGUUCAUAGAAUUUGCAACAGAUUAAGAUGGACAAAAAAGCCAACUAAAACACCAGAGGAAACGAGAAACGAGCUGGAGGAUUGGCUUCCCAAACCUUUAUGGAGCGAAGUAAAUCAUCUCCUUGUGGGCUUUGGUCAAGAAACUUGUCUACCUCGAUUUCCUAAAUGCACAGAAUGUCUCAACAAGAACAUUUGUCCAUAUGCCUCAAAAAGCGGUGGAAAAAUGAAGUGAUAAACGCCCACUUUUAUAUAAAUAUUAAUCAAGCAUUACGAUACACAAACCUUGGGCUCGCAAUAUUGCGGACUUUCCUCGGCCGGCUGUACCCGAUCCCUUGCCGCCCGGUCGCUUGAACAUGGGUGCGUUCUUCAGCAUGUCCGGUAAUAUGAGGAACCUGAUUUUUGAGCCGCGGAUGUACACAUUCUCCAACUGUGCCACCCGGCCAUCCCGGUAC